AUGUCCCAAAAUGCCUUCAAAAGAAAUAUUCCUCUCUGUUUGGGUGGCAUGAUGUAUUUAGCAAAAUUGGACGUGUCCCACAAUCAGUUUUUUGGAGGAAUACCUAAAGAAUUGGGCAUGAGUCGUUCAUUAGAGUUGCUUAAACUUUCAAAUAACAAUUUGAAUGGAAAAAUGUUUCCAGCAAUAUAUCUGGAUGGCAACAACGUUGAUGGAGAGAUAUCUCAUUUUUCAUCCAUUAGCUCUUCAGUGCUUCAAACUUUAGAUUUAAGUGACAACCAGUUAUCUGGGAAGCUCCCAAUAUGGUUGUGGAAUUAUACAAGUUUGAGGCUACUGGCUUUGGCCAACAAUCAAUUCGAGGGUCCUGUUCCCAUUGAAUUAUGCAAUCUGGUGAAUCUUGGAUUCUUGGAUCUUUCUCAAAAUCGUCUGUCUGGUACAAUACCAUCUUGCUCCAAUCUACAGAAUAUAAAGCAUGUGCAUCUCAACAGCAAUAAACUGAGUGGACCACUCUCACCUGCCUUUUAUAGAAGCUCUUCAUUAGUAACAUUAGAUCUAAGCGAAAACAACUUCACCGGGAAAAUUCCAGAUCGGAUCGAUACACUACCGGCUCUGAGUGUCCUCCUUCUAAAAGCAAAUCAGUUCCAUGAUGAAUUUCCUAUGCACUUAUGCAAAUUGAACUCAUUAAGCAUCGUCGACCUUUCUCAGAAUAAACUUUCUGGGCCAAUACCUUCUUGUUUGAGUAAUUUAACUCUUGAGCAAUGGUUUGAAAAGUCCGAUGUAAACAAUGACUUUUCUGUGAUUUCAUUUGACACAAUAUUGGCAAUUGCAUCCACGAGAAUGAAAAUAUAUGAUCUCCUAACAAAUAAAGACGUAUAUCCUGCAGACGGGGCCUCUCCCAGACAGGAAAGGACAAUUUGGGACAUUCGACGGGAGCAGUUACGAGGGAAACCCUCUUCUUGUGGACCUCCUUUGAAAAACAGUUGUGGUGAAGGUGAUUCGCUAGAAACUUCAAGUGCUUCUUCUGCUGAAGAUGAAGUACAUAGUUUUAUAGACAUGGGCGAUUUCUACAUCAGCUUUGGGGUUUCCUAUGCAAUUAUAUUGCUGGCAACUGGCAUUGUUGCCCUUCUUCAGAAGAAACAUAUAGCCCUGUGUAUCUUUCAUGGUUCUGGAGCACUUCAAGUUCAAGUUCAGAAUGUAUCCUCCUCUUCCUUCUUUUGCCCUGAUAGUUUUUGGUUCAGACAGUUUGUAAGAUGGGAGUGUGUGAUCUCAAUAUCUUAUGUUAGCAAUGUCUUUGAAUUCGGAAAACUAACGCUCGGUAAAAUAACUGUCUGA
Molecule: messenger RNA, 1329 nt
Organism: Durio zibethinus
Lineage: Eukaryota; Viridiplantae; Streptophyta; Magnoliopsida; Malvales; Malvaceae
Source: RefSeq, a predicted model, not a curated record